GCACCAGUGGCCACCCCUGGAGGUGCAGAACACCCAACGCUAAGUUUCUUUAUGCAUGAUGUUCUAGGAGGGUCUCAUGCUACAAGUAGGGUAGUCACCGGGAUUGUAGCUAGUUCAAGUGCUAAUGCGGUUCCUUUCUCUACGCCCAAUAGCCAAGUAUUCCCGAUCACCAACGGGGUCCCAUUAAACAACAUUAACGGUAUAGUCAAUAACAACAACCUCCCAUUCUUAGCCGGUUUCAACGGUGGUACUAAUAGUAACAACCAAAAUGGCAACACAGUCCUCCAAAACACGGGGAACAACAAUGUUGUCAACGGAGGAGGCAAUCUACCAUUUGUUUCAGCCGGGCAACUUCCAGCUGGUAUAACCCUCCAGCAACUCAUGUUUGGGUCUAUCACUGUUAUUGACAACGAAUUAACUGAAGGACAUGAACUUGGUACUGGUGUGCUUGGCCGAGGACAGGGUUUCUACCUCUCAAGCUCGUUGGAUGGAAGCAGCCACACAUUUGCACUAACUACUUUAUUCCAUGGUUCUGAUCACGAGGUGGAUGAUACCAUUAGCUUUUUCGGGGUCCAUAGAACUGCUUCUGAGGUAUCACACAUAGCCGUGAUCGGUGGGACAGGGAAGUAUGAGGAUGCCAAAGGGUAUGCCACCAUUGAGAGUUUGCCUCAAGUUGAUGAACACACAACGGAUGGUGUUGAAACCAUUGUCCAUGUCAAUGUCUACCUCACACCAGCAUAG
This is a messenger RNA of Erigeron canadensis, 741 nucleotides long. Its product is annotated as dirigent protein 9-like. The coding region runs from base 52 to 741 and encodes 229 amino acids. The transcript has 2 exons. Lineage: Eukaryota; Viridiplantae; Streptophyta; Magnoliopsida; Asterales; Asteraceae. The record is from RefSeq and is a predicted model, not a curated record.